Messenger RNA from Lodderomyces elongisporus, 432 nucleotides. It is a transcript of the gene COF1, whose product is annotated as cofilin. Gene Ontology annotation, molecular function: actin filament binding. Gene Ontology annotation, biological process: actin filament depolymerization; actin filament severing. The coding region runs from base 1 to 432 and encodes 143 amino acids. The record is from RefSeq and is a predicted model, not a curated record. The transcript has 3 exons. Lineage: Eukaryota; Fungi; Ascomycota; Pichiomycetes; Serinales; Debaryomycetaceae. Gene Ontology annotation, cellular component: actin cytoskeleton; cytoplasm; actin cortical patch.
AUGUCAAGAUCAGGAGUUCAAGUUGCAGAUGAAUCGUUAACAGCAUUCAACGAUUUGAAACUAGGCAAAAAGUACAAGUUCAUCAUUUACACAUUGAACGACGCCAAAACCGAGAUCGUUGUUGAUGAAACUUCUACAGAGACCGACUAUGAUGCAUUCUUGGAGAAAUUGCCAGAAAACGAAUGUAAAUACGCCAUUUACGAUUUUGAAUACGAAAUUGGUGGAGGUGAAGGUAAAAGAUCCAAGAUUGUCUUUUUCACAUGGUCUCCAGAUACCGCACCAGUCAGAGCCAAGAUGGUUUAUGCUUCAUCAAAGGAUUCAUUGAGAAGAGCCUUGAACGGUGUUGCUGCCGAUGUUCAAGGUACUGACUUUUCCGAAGUUGCUUACGAGUCAGUUUUGGAAAAGGUCAGUAGAGGUGCCGGUUCCCACUAA